GCGGGGCUUAGCCAGACCGAUUUGCCUCACCCACAGCACUUGCCUCACACCCAGCGCCUGAGAGGCACCACAGACAUUUAGCAGCCAGAAGCUGCCUCUGCAUGGUCAGGUGGGCCCCGUUCUGAAGUCCGCGGGGCCUCCCAGGCCUGCUCUGUGGCCAGGGCCCGCUCCCAGCCCAGUCGCCCCAGGCCCUAGAAGGCCACUGUUUAGGGAGGAGCUCGUAUCUGGCGUCGCCACCUACAAAUGCCCUCGUUUCUAUGGCCGCAAGCAGCUCAGGGGGCUUUUUGGACUCAAAACACCUUCCCCUUCCCCGUGUCUGGCGUUUCGCUCUCCACCCGCCCCCCGCCCCCCUGCCUCAGGGAAUGACACUCAGCCAAGAAUCCAAGCCCAGAUGGCAGGCAAGGAGGGGACUGGAACAGGCUGGCUGAGAGACAGCUUUCCCCAUGACCUUGCUUUCCAGCUGUUAGCCCACUAGUCCAGUAAUCAGAGUGCCCAGGGUUCAGACUCAGUCCCACCUCUUCCCUGAUGUGUGGCCUGGGGCAAGCUCCUUAACCUCUCUAAGUCUCAGCUCCUCAUCUGGCAGAAGCAACCCAAGCGUGGAUGCGACUGUUGCAGAGUUUUAAAUUAAGUAAUGUAGGGACUAGACUGUGUGCUUCCACUGCCUGGAGUAGGGGUCUGAUCCCUGGUCGGGGAACUAAGAUCCCACAUGUCAUCCAGCAUGGCCAAAAAAUUAGAGUUAAUUGUAAAGAAAGUACGCAGGACAGUGCCUGCAGGCACCCUCAGGAGAACUGUAUUAUUUGUUUCUGGGCAAAAGUUGGAGGUCUCCCAGCCCAGGGGUCCCCCAGGCGCCGGAGCAUGCAAAGGAAGAAGGCAGGAAUCCUGGGUCGGGGUGAGUGGAAGAGGCGCAGACCAGCCCUGGUCCAUCCUCAGUUGCCGUGCAGCAGCGGGUUGGUUAGAUCUUGCCACCAGCCUCGGGAUGUAAUUAAGUUGCUGAUGAACCCAAACGUGUCUCUGGGGAGCCAGGAGCUGUCCCUGGUUUCCUCUGCCUGUAGAUUAAUUCUUGUUUUUCCUUCUUUUUCUCCCUCCUCUUCUCUCUCCCCCCUCCCUCCUUCUUCCCAAGCAAGCAAAAAAAAAAAAGCCUUAUUUAUUAUCAUUUUCCCCACUGUUGGCAUGGCAACACAGGCGUACGUUACUGAGUUACAGGCGGCCCCGCAACCAUCCCAGCCACCACAGGCUCCGCCACAAGCCCAGCCGCCACCGCCGCCCUCCGCGGCACCCCAGCCCCCCCAGCCCCCCGCCACCGCCGCCACCCCCCAGCCCCAGUAUGUCACCGAGCUGCAGAAUCCGCAGCCCCAGGCGCAGCCACCGGGCAGCCAGAAGCCGUAUGUGACAGAGCUCCCGGCUGCCCCCACGCCCUCGCAGCCGGCCGGCGCACCCACCCCGUCCCCGGCGUCCCAGCAGUACAUCGUGGUCACCGUCUCCGAGGGUGCCAUGCGGGCCAGCGAGACUGUGUCAGAGGCCAGCCCAGGCUCCACGGCUAGCCAGACCGGAGUCCCCACUCAGGUGGUUCAGCAGGUGCAGGGCACCCAGCAGCGACUACUGGUCCAGACAAGCGUGCAGGCCAAGCCGGGCCACGUGUCACCCCUCCAGCUCACCAACAUCCCGGUGCCCCAGCAGGCUCUCCCCACGCAGCGUCUGGUGGUGCAGAGCACAGCCCCAGGCGGCAAGGGCGGCCAGGUCUCCCUGACGGUGCACGGCACCCAGCAAGUGCACUCACCCCCCGAGCGGUCACCAGUGCAGGCCAACAGCUCCUCCAGCAAGACGGCCGGGGCCCCCACGGGCACGGUGCCGCAGCCGCUGCAAGUCCAUGGUGUCCAGCAGAGUGUCCCCGUCACCCAAGAGAGGUCAGUGGUUCAGGCCACUCCACAGGUGCCCAAAGCUGGCCCCGUGCAGCAGCUCACGGUGCAAGGACUCCAGUCGGUCCAUGUGGCUCAAGAGGUGCAGCAACUACAGCAGGUGCCAGUCUCACACGUGUAUCCCAGCCAAGUUCAGUACGUGGAGGGCGGUGAUGCCAGCUACACGGCGAGUGCCAUCCGCUCUAGCACCUACUCCUACCCAGAGACACCACUGUACCCGCAGACGGCAGGCACCAGCUACUACGAGGCCGCCGGCACGGCUGCCCAGGUCAGCACCCCUGCCACUUCCCAGGCGGUGGCCAGCAGCGGCUCUGUGCCCAUGUACGUGUCUGGCAGCCAGGUUGUCGCCAGCUCCACCAGCAGUGGGAGUGGAGCCGGCAGUGGCGGCAGCGGCAGCGGCGGCAGCGGCAUCAGCGGCGGCGGCAGCGGCGGCGGCGGGGGUGGCGGCGGCGGGGGUGGCGGCAGCGGCGGCGGCGGCGGAGGCGGCGGCGCAGGCACCUACGUGAUCCAAGGCGGCUACAUGCUGGGCGGUGCCAGCCAGUCCUACUCCCACACCACCCGUGCCUCACCAGCCACCGUCCAGUGGCUCCUGGACAACUACGAGACGGCCGAGGGCGUGAGCCUGCCGCGGAGCACCCUGUACUGCCACUACCUGCUGCACUGCCAGGAGCAGAAGCUGGAGCCCGUCAACGCCGCCUCCUUCGGCAAGCUCAUCCGCUCCGUCUUCAUGGGCCUGCGCACCCGUCGCCUAGGCACCAGGGGCAACUCCAAGUACCACUACUACGGCCUGCGCAUCAAGGCCAGCUCGCCCCUGCUGCGGCUGAUGGAGGACCAGCAGCACAUGGCCAUGCGGGGCCAACCCUUCUCCCAAAAACAGAGGCUGAAACCCAUCCAGAAGAUGGAGGGCAUGACCAACGGCGUGGCCGUGGGGCCACAGCAGGCCACUGGACUCUCGGACAUCAGCGCCCAGGUCCAGCAGUACCAGCAGUUUCUGGAUGCCUCGAGAAGCCUCCCUGACUUCUCAGAGCUUGAUCUCCAGGGCAAAGUGCUGCCCGAGGGCAUCGGACCUGGGGACAUCAAGGCCUUCCAGGUCCUAUACCGGGAACACUGUGAGGCCAUCGUCGAUGUCAUGGUGAACCUGCAGUUCACACUGGUGGAAACGCUCUGGAAAACCUUCUGGAGGUACAACCUGAGCCAGCCCAGCGAGGCGCCGCCGCUGGCUGUGCACGAUGAGGCUGAGAAGCGGCUGCCCAAGGCCAGCCUGGUGCUCCUCUCCAAGUUCGAGCCCGUGCUGCAGUGGACCAAGCACUGUGACAACGUGCUGUACCAGGGCCUGGUGGAGAUCCUCAUCCCGGAUGUGCUGCGGCCCAUCCCCAGUGCCUUGACCCAAGCGAUCCGGAACUUUGCCAAGAGCCUGGAGAGCUGGCUCACCCACGCCAUGGUGAACAUCCCCGAGGAGAUGCUGCGGGUGAAGGUGGCAGCGGCCGGCGCCUUCGCGCAGACCCUGCGUCGCUACACGUCGCUCAACCACUUGGCACAGGCGGCGCGCGCUGUGCUGCAGAACACCGCGCAGAUCAACCAGAUGCUGAGCGAUCUCAACCGCGUGGACUUCGCCAACGUGCAGGAGCAGGCUUCGUGGGUGUGCCGCUGCGAGGAUCGCGUGGUGCAGCGACUGGAGCAGGACUUCAAAGUGACGCUGCAGCAGCAAAACUCACUGGAGCAGUGGGCGGCUUGGCUGGAUGGCGUCGUGAGCCAGGUGCUCAAGCCCUACCAGGGCAGCACCGGCUUCCCCAAGGCAGCCAAGCUCUUCCUCCUCAAGUGGUCAUUCUACAGCUCUAUGGUGAUCCGGGACCUGACCCUGCGCAGCGCCGCCAGCUUCGGCUCCUUCCAUCUCAUCAGGCUGCUCUACGAUGAGUACAUGUACUACCUGAUCGAACAUCGUGUGGCCCAGGCCAAGGGCGAGACCCCCAUCGCCGUCAUGGGCGAGUUCGCCAAUCUGGCCACUUCUCUGAACCCCCUGGACCCGGACAAAGACGAGGAGGAGGAGGAAGAAGAGGAGAGCGAGGAUGAGCUGCCGCAGGACAUCUCUCUCGCGGCCGGCAGCGAGUCGCCUGCGCUGGGCCCCGAGGCUCUGGAGCCACCGGCCAAGCUGGCGCGGACAGACGCGCGCGGCCUCUUCGUGCAGGCACUGCCCUCUAGCUAAACCCGCGGCCUUCCCCGCCCCUCACCGCCCGCCCUCCCCCACCGCCCCUCCUCGCCAGGGUCCUUCACAGCUUCUGUGGCUUCGCUGUCACCGCUCCAGCUUCGGCCAGGGCCAGGAGGGGGCCUCCAAGACAGGGAAGGCUGGGGGGGUCCCUGCCCCCCCCCCCCCAUGGGGCCCGCACAAUCACAGGGCCGGGCGGAGCCGCAGCUGCAAACACUGACACAAAAGACGUGCCUUAAGGAACCCGCCACAGUGCCCAGGUGCCCCCUGGGGCAGCCAGCUUGGCCCCUUGGCCCCAAAGGCUGCAUCAUCUCUCUCCCUCCCUCCCCCAGCCCCACCCCCACCACCCCAGGGGGCAGGCAGGCAGGCCCCCUACCUUGCAGAACUGUUAACUUAUUCAGCUCGCUGGCUUUGCACAGCCUGUCCUGGGCCCAGCCCUGAGCCCCGGGUGGGCGCAGGUGGGCAUCACCUGGGGACCCACCACUGUCGGCAGCAGCAGCCCCGGGACCCCUCCCUCAGUAACCCCACCGCUUCCCCCUCCUUGGUAUAAGUGCAAUUAAAGCCGUGGGUGUCGCAUCUUCUCCAGCGCUGGACCCUCCCGUGCCCCACAGCCCCAGAGGGGGGCACUGCCCAGCCUGGACAGGGGGGUAGGGCAGAAGGGGCACCAUCUCUGGCUUCCAAAGAGCAGCAGGCUGGGCCGGGCGAUAAGCCCAGAGGGGCCUGCUGCAGGCAGCGGGCCCGGAAGUGCCCACGCCUGCCCCGGCCGGGGCUGGGUGCUCCGCUUGCUCGUAUCCAAGCCCCUAAGCCCCCUUGCCGCUGGUUUGUAAUGGAAUCUCCACGCUCCUACUCAACCCCCACCUCCGCUCCUGGAGACCGUGCUUCUCCUCCGUGUGUGGGACCUCUGCCCCUCCCCACCCCCCACAUGACUAUUGUGCGAUUUGUGAGCGGAGUCGGUAACUUGUUGGGUUUUUUUCCAACCAUCAUGGCCUUAUCUGUUCUGGUUUUCUCAGUGUUUUCAACCUGUGAGAUAGAUGUUUAUGGCAAAAAGCGAAAAAAAAAAAAAAACCUGACCUAUUGUAUAAAAAUCACUAUUUUGUGUGCUCCGCGUGCUACAGCUUUUGGGAGUGGUUUGCCCACUCCCUCUCCCACUCCUCUGGGCCUCCCUUCUCCUGGCGGUGAAAGUGUCCACGCGUGUGGUAGUCUAGUGUGCCGAGCUGUUUUCUAUCUUUUUGUAGUCUUUCUUAAAACACAAUAAAUUCCACUGUCAUA
Messenger RNA from Cervus elaphus (red deer), 5388 nucleotides. It is a transcript of the gene RFX1, whose product is annotated as regulatory factor X1. Bases 601 to 4119 code for a protein of 1172 amino acids. Gene Ontology annotation, cellular component: nucleus. The transcript has 20 exons. NCBI's taxonomy places the organism in Eukaryota, Metazoa, Chordata, Mammalia, Artiodactyla, Cervidae. The record is from RefSeq and is a predicted model, not a curated record. Gene Ontology annotation, molecular function: RNA polymerase II cis-regulatory region sequence-specific DNA binding; DNA-binding transcription factor activity, RNA polymerase II-specific. Gene Ontology annotation, biological process: regulation of transcription by RNA polymerase II.